Messenger RNA from Microdochium trichocladiopsis, 1794 nucleotides. Its product is annotated as putative cytochrome P450. The record is from RefSeq and is a predicted model, not a curated record. NCBI's taxonomy places the organism in Eukaryota, Fungi, Ascomycota, Sordariomycetes, Xylariales, Microdochiaceae. The coding region runs from base 1 to 1794 and encodes 597 amino acids. The transcript is spliced from 2 exons. Gene Ontology annotation, molecular function: oxidoreductase activity, acting on paired donors, with incorporation or reduction of molecular oxygen; monooxygenase activity; heme binding.
AUGGCGAAUGACUACAACCCAGCCGACCUAUUGGCCGGUGUAGACACUGUGCAGGCAAAGAGCCUCCUCGCUGCUAGCGGCGUGGCUCUUUCCCUGUACGUGCUAUACCGCAAGACACUUCCGACGCCCCUGCCUGGUAUUCCAUACAAUGAGCAAUCCGCAAAGCGCAUCAUGGGAGAUAUCCCGCACAUCAAGGCAAAACUAGAACGCGGCGAGGGUGGUCGAACGUACUUGGUCGAAUUAUUAACGAAGCACGCCGCUCCAGUCGCCCAGUUUUUCAUGGGGCCGACAGAGAAAGCUGCAGUGGUCAUCGGAGACUUCCGAGAAGUACAAGACAUGAUGAUGAGGCAUGGCAAGGACCUAGCAAAAGGCCAGAAAAAUGCAGAUUCCUGGCACGGCGUCAUGCCCGCGCAUUUCAUCGGUAUGGACGAUGAGGAUCCACGGUUCAAGUCGGCCAAGGCACUGGGCAAGGACCUGAUGACCUCAUCCUUCCUCCAUGAGGUCAAUGCUCCAGCUUCCUACCAGAAGGUCCUGAAUAUCGUAGAGCUUUGGCAGCUCAAGUCGGCUGCAGCUAAUAACCACGCUUUCGACGCCGGUAUGGACCUGGGUUACCUGACAUUCGAUAUCAUCAUGGCAGCCGCAGCCAACCUCGACGACAAAGAUACUCAGCUCAGAUCAUACAUCCAAAAACUCGGGGCAAUACAGAAUCCAGCCACAGUGCCAUCAAGCAAGACCGAGGUGGCCCAGUUCCCGGCCGAUGAGCUCACGGACAUGUUCAAAGCACUAGAAGCGAUAGGCGUAGCAGUCAGCGGGUCUCUCUCAGCUCCGUCGAUCAAGCUCUUUCACAUGUUCAACAACCGGAAGGCUAAGAUGCAGAAGGCAUUCUAUGAUCGCGAUACGAUUCUGAGACAAUACAUUCGCAACGCUGUGAAGAGGCUACACGAGGACGGGGAUAGCUUUAAGCCUGCUUCGGCUAUAGAUUUCAUUGUCAUGCGCGAAGCAGCUGCCGCAGAGAAGGAGGGCCGCGAGCCAGAUUUCUACUCGGACACUACAAUCCAGAUUGCCUUCGGUUACCUGCUUGGCGGCCAGGAUUCGACCCACGCUACGCUGUCCUACUUUGUCAAGCGUAUCGGGGCGGCCCAAGACGUACAGACUAAGCUUCGAGAGACGCUCCGCGAAACUUUUCCGGACGCCUAUACCAGAAGGGAACAACCGCCGCUUAGCGAGCUCGUGAAGGCCCACAUCCCAUACCUUGACGCCGUAAUCGAAGAGGUCCUCCGCCUUGACGCGCCUACGCCGGUUGUCAUGAGGCAGACAAAGAGAGAAUUCAAGGUCCUAGGCUACACCAUCCCUAGAUACACCACGGUCUUGCUCGGACUCAAAGGUCCCACGUACACUGCGCCAGGGUACCUCCCCGAGAAGGUUGGCGAGGCGCUGCGCAGCGAGUCUUCGCGCAAGCAUGCGGGCACGAUGGGGGUCGAUGACUGGAGUAAGAGCGCGUUCCCGCCCGGCGAGUACAUCCCCGAGCGCUGGCUUAAGAAAUCUGAGGGCGGCGGCGGCGAGCUCACCUUUGACCCCAAAGCCGGGCCCUUCCUCUCGUUCAGCACCGGCAACCGCGUCUGCUGGGGCAAGAGGCUCGCCUACCUCGAGCUCAAACUCGUCGCGACGGUGCUCGUGUGGAACUUUGUCUUCAACCGACUGCCGAGCAACCUCGAGGACUGGGAGUACGUCGAGGACCUGUUCAUCAAGCCAAAGAACUCCCUUGUCCACCUGUCGAGCGCGUGGGACGUGUGA